AUGUCUCCUCCAUGCAUCGUGCUGUUGGGUGAGACAGGCCAUGGCAAGAGCUCAAUUGUGAACAACUUGCGCGAUCCAGGCAUCUCUGCAGCAGAAGUUGGUAAGCGUGGUGGUGGCGUGACACGGCAAGUCGCGGCAUAUGCCAUGCCGUCGGAAUGGAAUCUGCAGGUGGUCGACACCCCAGGCUUCGGCUGCGUUCACAUGUCGCUCACCAGGAUUAUCGCCGACGUCGAGCGGCUUUGCGCCGAAAAGGACGUGAGAGGUAUUGCGGUGACCUGUCCGGUGGAUUCACCUCGCCUGAUGCUCGGAACACAGGUCGUGCAGGUACUGAUCUCUCUUGGUGUCCGUGAGUGUGAAGCGUGGAACCACAUAAUCUUGGUGGGCACCAAGCAAGACAAGGCCGACGAUGCCGAUCGUUCAUUCUUCCAAUCUGAGUUGGUGCCGCACUUUUUCUGCUCUGCGCCAGACAGUGCCAAGCUCCAUGCGCUGGUGCAAUCGGACGAUUGCAGCCAGCUAGCCACGGCCUUGCAACGGCUGCCAGACAGCGCGCUUCUGUACCGACCGCCUGGGGCUCGGGAACUGGCAUCGCGAUUGGCACCGCUGCUCGGGGAGGAGGUGGACAGCUUUGCCAAGGCAGUGUGCGCGGCGCGCCAGGGCGGAGAGAGAAACGCCAAUUUGAGCAUACUAGUCCUUGGAGAGUGUGGCGACGGAAAGAGUACUCUGAUCAAUGCCAUGCGGGACCCGGCCUGCCAAGAACAGCAAGCUGGCAAGAACUUGAGAGGCGUCACCAAGGAGGUCCGCUGCGUACCAGGACUGCCUCUUGGUGACAUGGACGUCAAGAUCUACGAUACUCCAGGGAUUGGUGACAUGGACAUCUCACCUUCGGACCUGUGCAUGAUGCUGGAGGCAGUACUCUCUGGUGGAGACAUCGACGCCAUGAUUGUCACUUGCCCUGCAACUAACAAAAGCAUCCGCCUCGGAGGGCGUGUUGUGCAGCAGCUUGUCGAUAUGGGGUUCCAUGGUGAAGAUCGAUGGGCCCGAAUCAUUUUAGCAGGCACGAAAGCUGAUAAAGCCGAUGAUGAAGAGCGCAGAAACUUUCAGACCAGCGUGAAGGCAGACUUCUUCAGCAAGGCACUAGCAGCUCGUGAGGACGUUGGGAAUGCGGUGCUGUGCUCCAAUCAAGCUGGUGGUUACGAGGAUCUGAAGCAGUCUUUGCUCAGCUUGCCUGUGGGAAAGAUUAGUUACAGACCUCCCCCAGACGUGCAGUGGAGCCAGCGCAUGGCUGGCUUACUGGGCGUGGACCCUGCUAUGCUCGAGAAAGAGAGGCAGGAGCUACAGAAUUGUCUUGGCGAUCUUGAGGAGCAAAGGCGGCAGCUCCAGGAGACGCGGGCGGCCCUUGCCAUUCAGGAGCGCGACUUCAUCAACCUACGCACCCAUGUCGCCGCCGAAGAGGCCAGGCUCCGGAGGGAGCUAGAGGAGCAGCAGCAGGCCCUGGAGCGUUCUCGAGCGGACCAGGAGCUUCGUGGCGAAGCGGAUCGCCAGCAGGCCGAGCGAAGAAGACUGGGCCUGACGGAAGCACUUUCCAGACUCCGACAGGAGAAGGACGUCAUACUGAGUCAGGAGGCGAAGGCCCUGGAACACUACAAGAAGAAGCUAAGUCAAGAGAAGGAGGAGUUUUUGAAGCAUGCGGAGAUCCAGAGGCAGCGUCAAGUGCAGGAGGCGACUUAUGCCUCCCGCUUGACCCGAAUCGAACGAUUCUUAGCUUCAACUGUUGCUUCUGUGAGAUCCUGGCUCCCGACUUUCUGA
Symbiodinium sp. CCMP2592 is the source of this 1806-nucleotide messenger RNA. The record is from the annotation of a GenBank genome assembly. NCBI's taxonomy places the organism in Eukaryota, Dinophyceae, Suessiales, Symbiodiniaceae.